Messenger RNA from Branchiostoma belcheri (Belcher's lancelet), 2193 nucleotides. RefSeq lists its product as uncharacterized. Bases 1 to 1575 code for a protein of 524 amino acids. The record is from RefSeq and is a predicted model, not a curated record. The transcript has 8 exons. NCBI's taxonomy places the organism in Eukaryota, Metazoa, Chordata, Leptocardii, Amphioxiformes, Branchiostomatidae.
AUGGUGACAGACAGUGUGGUUCCGUCAGGAGCCGACUGCAGACUCCCUCCCACUGUGCCAGGAAAAAAAUGGACACGAAGGAGCAAGAUUUUACCUGACGACAAGACAGCGAGGGAUUCAGCGAUAGGGUUCGCCACAGAUGUCGCUACCAGUCGGUUAGAGGGAAGCACGGUGUCAACUACUGUGGGGAGACUGUGGUCACCCAGCAUGGCGACUACCACUGCAGCCAAGUCCGGGCGGUCCGCUAGUCCGAAAAUGAUGCGGAGUAGGAUAUCACCUUUCUCCAAACUUCUCAACCAGGUGGCCACGGGGUUGCGUCAGUCUGCAGACGACUUUUCUCAGGUCAAACUGAUGCUUCAGAUCGACGGCCAUCUUCCCGCUGACGUCAUCGAAAACAUGCGCGAUCCCGCACAAAUGUUCGACGAACUCUUCAAGCUUUUCAAGGUGACAAAGACAGACAUAGACCUCCUGGAGGACCUGGUACGAGACGCGGGGAGGAUGCUGGACUUUCAGGAAGGUUUGAAGGAGUUUAAGCGGGAGAGUCGGUACGAAAGCAUCGAACCCUCCCCGGAGAGAAACGCACACGCCAUAGCGGACAAGCUGGAAAAAUUAUUACAUAACGAUAAGUCCAAAGAGAGCAGUGGCGUUCUGGCCUUCCUGCAGCACUAUGGGAAGGCGAAAGGCUUCGGUCGCGAACGGCUUCAUGUGGUCAAGAGCGACAUUUGUUCCAUGUUGGGCAUCAAACGUUCACAGUUCAUCUUCAUAACGAAGUACCAGGAGGAGAAGAAGGAGGAGGGGUACGUGUGUAUCUACCAGCUUCCCGCCAACAGAGCCAGGAAACUCAUCGCCAUGACCAAGUCAAACGACGACAGACUUUUAGGUCUUGGACUGAGAGCUGUGAGACUGACGGGACACAGACGGGUCCCUCUCUCCAUGCCGUUUAAAGAGGAGGAGCUCUACAAAAGGACCUUCAAAAAGAUGGAGGAACUCUCCAAACUUUACGACCAGCCCAUCUCCGCCCUCGAGUCGGGCAUCCUCGGAAACCAGCUGGCGAAGCUGGCGGAGAAGCACGAGAAGGAGAAGACCGAAGUGACGCCGACGCCGACCAAAGACGAGAGGCCACGACUGCCGCCGAUCUCGCUUCCUCCGGCCCCGCGGAAACCCACCAUCAGCACCAGCCUGCCGGUGAACCACCUCCACGAUGAGAACAAAAGACUUCUCCUACAGACACACUCUCUACAGGAGAGCCUGGUCAGUCAAAAGCUCGAGUUGGCCAGGAAGACAGAACAGGUGAGGGAGAAGGACUUACAAAUGGCUCACCUGGAAAGACAAGUGUCGAUGUACGAGCAACAGAACACAAACUUGCACAAGCAGGGACUCACGAUGGCGAGGAAACUACAAGACAUGAGGAAGCAGGCCUUGAUGUUGGAGCAGAAAGUCAAGGAGUUCCAGAUUAAGAACGACCUGUACAGAACCGCGGCGCGCACCAAGAUGCGCUUCGGUAAUCAGAUGUCAUUGGCUAGAAGGGCGAUCCCACAAGUCCGUGCGGUACGGCCCAGGGACGUCCUGAACUGAGUGUGUUUUGUGAUGUUGAAAAGAAGAGAAAACAGGGUUACAAAACGGGAAAAGAAACAGUAUUUUAUCUGAAAAUGACAAAUCUUUGUUACAUGACAGUCAAACCUGUACCAGUUACAGUCUGGCAUGUGUUCACCUGUUUAUAGUAAUCACCUGUAUACUGCUUCAACUUUCCUCAAGUUCCUUGGGUUCUCACAACCAACAUUUUGACUGUAUUUUCCUUUUCAAAUAAUGGUCAACUUCAAAUGUAUAGGGUGACGGAAUGACUUUAAUAAUCCAUGUAUAUAUACAUUAAUGUUUGCCAGAACAAGCCAGGCUGGCCUUUUAAUUCACAAAAUACACUCACGACGCAAAGUUUCCUUUAGUUUUCUACUUUUACACAGUCGUUAAAUGUUGCGGUCGUUUCAGGUCCGGUUCAAGUGGGGUUGACGGCAUGAAGUAACAGAGUGGUGUUGUUAAAGAUAUCCAAUAUUGCCAUAUACAUAUCAUGUACAAAGACUUUUAUUUCCUCUCUUAUAUACAUGCCAUGCAUGCAAUGGUUUCAAUGUCAAUCAUUAUGAUUUGUAUGUUACACGUACUAAUUAGGACAUCGAAGCGCGUUGUAAUAAAAAAAGGACU